Messenger RNA from Corticium candelabrum, 1797 nucleotides. RefSeq lists its product as uncharacterized. The record is from RefSeq and is a predicted model, not a curated record. Lineage: Eukaryota; Metazoa; Porifera; Homoscleromorpha; Homosclerophorida; Plakinidae. Bases 1269 to 1658 code for a protein of 129 amino acids. The transcript is spliced from 2 exons.
GGUUGGCCAUACAAACUAAAAGAUGCCGCAGUCAAACCAUUUGCUUCUUGUCUACAUCUACUAUCUCUGAGCAAUGGGUGUUUGCUAAAGCAUGACAAUUGUAUACGCAUGCAAUUUGCCAUCUUUUGUUGCAGCAGCUUUAUAAAGCAUAUAUUGGAGCUGAUCGAAUGAAAAAACUUGCUCAACGUUAUAUAUGGUGGCCAGCAAUAGACCAAGGUAUUGAAGCCAUGGUUUGUAGAUUUGAUGUUUGCCCUCUUUAUCGUAAUGAUCCUCCAACAACUUCUUUACAUUCUUGGGAGUUCCCUGUUUACCCGUGGUAGUGUUUGCAUUUGGACUUUUCUGGACCUUUCCAAAAUUUGUUGUAGCCAUUGUUACUCAUUCAAAUUGGCCAGAAGUUGUUAAAAUUCGAAUUGCUGCAAAACAGAUAUGCCCAAACCAUUGCUGCUUUAAGUCAAGUGAUGGCUAGGUUUUUUAAUACCUUGACAAGUGGUAAUGGAUAAAGGUCCCCAAUUUGUGUCAAAAGCAUUCAAGAAUUCUGCAAAUUGAAUGGCAUCUUACAUCUCGAAAUCCUUUGUAUCAUCCACAAUGUAAUGGCCUCGCUGAGCUAUUUAUUCAAUCAUUCAAGAAGGCAGUGUGCAAAGGACUGGAAGAGCGAAACGUAAAACUAGAUGACGUCGUUGAUCAAUUUCUGUCUGUCUAUAGGAAUACUUGUCAUCAGACGACAGGACAGACACCAGCUAAACUUCUUUUGGGACGGCAUCUGGGAUAUUCAUUAGACCUUCUUCUUCCGCCUUUGCAUAUAGGUACUCUGGAAACGUCGUUGAAAAGAAACAUGCAAAAGUCACAAGCAAAGCAGAAAGAGUUUUAUGAUUGUAGGUCAAGAUCUCGAAAACCUUUUCAAAUUGGAGAUGACGUUUUACUUCAACAACAGAAAGGUUAAGAAAAAACGAAAUGGAAGCCAGCUACAGUUACUGGAAUUCUUGGCAAACAGUAUUAUUUAGUGAAAUUAAACGAUCAGGUUACAGAACGAAAAGUACAUUUUGAUCAGCUGCAAGCAAGACCUACCUAUACAUGUAAGAAGACAGUCACUGGUUUCUGGUUGUAAUGAACGUUUAAGAAAGCAUGCAAAAGCAACUCCGUUAAAAAGUGCACAUGUCUCUAAUUACAAUGAACUUCCUAGCAAGAGCAUUUCAGAAGAAGAAGAGGUCGUACGUGAACCGAGACAGAUUUCCACCAAGUCUACGAAAGGACAUCCUCCUAGACGAUAUAUGGUGAAUGGGUAUGACUGGAUCGAGACAAUACGAUCAGUGCCUUCAAGAUCACGAAGCAAGACUGUCAAACCUCGUCAUUCUCGUCGAAGUCAGACCAAGGUAAAGAAACGUGUUCAGUGCAGAAACUUGGAAGAUACAAUGCAAGAAGAAGCUGACAUUUCUAUUGAAGCAUUGAACAUGCAAGCAACAGUUAUCAGUCAAAAUGUUGAGACUGAAAAUGAGUGUUUGGAUGAGCCACAGGAAAGUACAGUAUUAGAAACUUCUGGUGUGAAUGUUGGCGAAAGCAGUGAAUUACAGUCUGAAAAUUGUGACUUCACUAGAGAUAGACUAAGUGCAACUAGUGUGCAGGAAGUAGAGGUUAGUGUGCCAUUGAACUUGGAUCAGUAAAUUGAUUGAAGAAUUAUACCUUUUAUCAAUCUAUAUACAUACAUGAAUUUGGAGAAUGCUAACUGUGUGGAACAGUUACACUAUGAUGUACUUAAUGUAGCAAGUGAGCUGUAGCUGUUCUUGAAAAUUCAGAGCUAGA